This is a messenger RNA of Salvelinus fontinalis (brook trout), 3247 nucleotides long. RefSeq names its product bcl2-associated agonist of cell death-like. Lineage: Eukaryota; Metazoa; Chordata; Actinopteri; Salmoniformes; Salmonidae. Gene Ontology annotation, cellular component: mitochondrion. The record is from RefSeq and is a predicted model, not a curated record. Gene Ontology annotation, biological process: apoptotic process. The coding region runs from base 616 to 1086 and encodes 156 amino acids. The transcript has 5 exons.
UCUUUCUGAAUGCCAGUGGCAGUCGAUUGGUUAAAGAGGUACUACUACAGUGGCGUACAAGACGACGGAAGACAACAAAAACAUUGGGUGCGUCGCAUGUGAUAGCAUAGACUGUAAAAGUAGGUAAUCACGUGAAGACAUUUCGAUAAGAAUUUGAGAAACUCGUCCACUGAAAUAGAAUUUUGCGAAGACAAUCAUGAAGAAAAUAACAUGUCAGGUAGCUAGUUAUGCAAGUUAAUUUUGAACAUUUGAUCAGGAUCCCCGUGGCACACAAAACAAUUCAACGACUAAUCAGCUAACGUUAGCUAAAGGUAGCUAGCCCGUUACUAUAUUUUUGUAUUUUGGUGUGCCACGUGCAAUGCGAGGAAAUCAUCACCGACUGGUUCGUGGAAAAUUUCACAUUGAAAGGAGAAAAGACAGAAAUAUCAUUAUCGCCUCCAGUUUAACAUUGACAGAAGAAGAGGAUAACCAACAUAGAAUCAACCAAUCAACCCUUUUGCAAGUCAUCAGGACUCAAGACAGGUCCUUGGCAGAGUUGCAGUUCUUGACACAAACCGGUGAACCUGGCACCUAUAAGGGAUCAUAGCUGUCACCUGGAUUCACCUGAUAUUUACAAUGGACCACACACAUGAUUGUGUGGAUGACAACCCAGAAACCAUGAAUGAACUAGAUGAGUCUGACCACUCAGGAACCACACACUACCCAGAAUUUCAGCUCCAUAAUGUCUCCACUACGACGAGCAUCAGACCACGACCAGGUGGGCGAGUGCGGCUCUACUCCGAGUCCCAGGUGUGCUCCCAGGUUGGCAGAAGGGACAACACAGAGUUUCAGGAUGCAAUGACUCCUACUGAGGAGGGCGGAGGCGAUGGGGCUCCUUUCCGAAGCCGAUCACAGUCUGCUCCUCCUACACUGUGGGCUGCAAAGAAAUAUGGCCGCCAGCUGAGGAGGAUGAGUGAUGAAUUUGACACCUGGCUCGACAAAGGGGAGCCCAAGAGAGGGAUUAGCCCAGGAGGGGUCAAGCAGGAGGUCUCCCGAGGAUGGUUCUCUUUCCUCUGGAGUCCAAAAGAGGCCAAAGGCAGGGAGUGAAAAAUCAAUACAGUUUUUACCUCUUUCAGAGACCCAGCCAAGGCAAGAAGGAGCUCAUAUAAUUUCCAUAAUGACUGGACCACAGCUGAAAUAUUCACGUCCCAUGUGCAUACUUUUGCAGAAAUUACAGUAUUUUUAUGGAAAAUAUCACCAGUUCAAAUGUGACUUUUGUACAAUCAAAUCAAACGUUAUGCAAAAAUUCGCUGCAUAAUUGAAAAUAUGUUGCAAUAAUUAACAAUAAGUUAUUCAAUGCAUAAUAGAUGCAUUUUCUAAGCGACAAUCUCUUGUGCUACUGACAUAUUUAUAACAUAUGUAUAAAUACGUAUAACAAAUAUUUCCAGAGAAAUUUCAUAAAUUGUUCUAUUGAAGAUGUUCUACAUUUGUAGGUAUGAAUUUCAAGAUCUAAUAAUCAAUGGUUUGAAAUUCCCAAAACGUAAAUAUACUUUCGAGAUUCUUAAAAUAUGAAACCUGUGAAAGAACAACUGAUCUGUGAUGACAAUAAUUAUUAGACAUAUGUUGUAUGUUGAACACAAUUUUCUAUUAUACAUUUCUUUCCCGAUUUCAAUCGUUAGCUAAGCUAGAAUGCUAGCUAGAAUGCUAAUGAAUUGAAUGCUUUAAUCUUCAAAAACAUAACGAAUUCUGACUUCACAUAAGCUCUUAACUCUUCAAGUCAGGGUUUUGACAUUCUACAAUUAUCCUCAUACAUACUUUGACUGGUACACUCAGUUUAUUUUGGUAUUUAUCUUAAACUUAGAGACUGUACAUUUCAUAAUGUUCUUUCAUUUGCAAUCAUCUUUAAUUUCUUCUGUAUAUUUUUUCAAUUGUAGAUUGUGCAUACGGAUAUUUAAAACAAAAAAUGAAGACAUAUUUACAAUCCAGGCCAUAUACGCCCUUCUCAACUGCCUUAUAUGCAAAUAUUCUGAAUACUGUUAAGUCUUCGGUUGAAGAAAUAUGAGUGUAUAGGGCAGUCUGGUGUAGAACAACUAUGGUCACUGACUUCAGCUAUAACUGAUAUUCUACUUGAAACUUUGUGUGUAUCUUAACAUUUUGAUAUUUCCCCUUUUCAUUAACUGUUAACUGUUUUUACAUUUUUUAUGUUAUGUAACAGAUUAAAUGAUUGAAAAUUGCUUAUUAAAACUAGUGAUGCACCGAUAUGACAUUUUUGGCCAAUACCAAUAUCCAAUAUUUUCCUUACCAAAGGACCCGAUACGGAUAUUUAAAAUUGUAGAGUUCUUUUAAGCAUUCUAAUACAGUUAACACACACAUGGACGCAGCGGUCUAAGGCACUGCAUCUCAGUGCAAGAGGUGUCACUACAGUCCCUGGUUCAAAUCCAGGCUGUAUCACAUCUGGCUGUGAUUGGGAGUCCCAUAGGGCGGCGCACAAUUGGCCCAGCGUCGUCUGGGUUUGGCCGGGGUAGGCCGUCAUUGUAAAUAAGAAUUUGUUCUUAACUGACUUGCCUAGUUAAAUAAAGGUUACACCACACUGACCAAAAAGUUAUUUUAUUAGCAUUUACAUAUGUCCCCAUUACCAGUAAAACAUAAUCAAAUCCUAUUUCUUUCACUUACUUGCUGUGCUGUUUCAUUGUUAAUUUGUUCAGCCGUUUCAUUCUCAACCAGGAUUUCUAUGGAACGUUGUUUGACCUUGUCUCAUCGCGCACCAGCGACUCCUUUGGCGGGCCGGGCGCGCUAACCAACGGUGUUUCCUCCGACACAUUGGUGCGGCUGGCUUCCGGGUUGGAGGCGCGAUGUGUUAAGAAGCAGUGCGGCUUGGUUGGGUUGUGUUUCGGAGGACCCGUGGCUUUCGACCUUCGUCUCUCCCGAGCCCGUACGGGAGUUGUAGCGAUGAGACAAGAUAGUAAUUACUAACAAUUGGAUACCACGAAAUUGGGGAGAAAAGGGGGUAAUUUUUUUUUUUUAAGGCAGAAAAAAAUAAAUGCAUUCCAGGUGACUACCUCAUGAAGCUGGUUGAGAAAAUGCCAAGAAUGUGCAAAGCAUAAGGCAAAGGGUGGCUACUUUGAAGAAUCUCAAAUAUAAAAUAUAUUUUGAUUUUUUUUAACACUGUUUUGGUUACUACAUUAUGUAUUAUUUCAUAGUUUUGAUGUCUUCACUGUUUUUCUACAAUGUAGAAAAUAGUAAAAAAUAAAGAAAAACCUUUGAAUGA